This is a messenger RNA of Aspergillus pseudotamarii, 6320 nucleotides long. Its product is annotated as Arf family guanine nucleotide exchange factor SEC7. NCBI's taxonomy places the organism in Eukaryota, Fungi, Ascomycota, Eurotiomycetes, Eurotiales, Aspergillaceae. Bases 180 to 6152 code for a protein of 1990 amino acids. Gene Ontology annotation, molecular function: guanyl-nucleotide exchange factor activity. The record is from RefSeq and is a predicted model, not a curated record. The transcript has 4 exons. Gene Ontology annotation, biological process: regulation of ARF protein signal transduction.
CGAAUCGGCGUCCGUAGAUUAUCCCCGUCCGCCGGAGAAGACACGCAUCAGUUCCACUAGCGGGCUAGUAACUUAGUAUGGAGUGCUACUCUCCUCACUGCUUCUAGUACUGAAUUUACUUGUCCAUGUGGACCCCUCAUAUGCCUUAUUUGGAUUGCUCCGGACGGAGUCUCGCAUAAAUGGCGGAAGUUGAGAAUGGCUCUGCCGAUGAGCCAACCCAAACACCUCCGGCUCUGUCGCAGGCAGACAACAAAGAGCAUGGGGUAGAUGUUUCCACGCACUCCGAAACCCCCGAUGCUGUCCAAGAGGACAAGCCCACGCUCCCCGAGGAGAUGGAAUGCCUAAAAAUCGAUGUGGAUGAUUCACAAGGUCACAAGCAAGUACAAAGCGAAUUGGACCCUACUGAACCUACUGAGCCUGUAGAAACACCUUCAGCCCCCGCGAAGGACGCUGUCGAGCCCCCAGCAUCCGAACAGUCGGAAGCGAAGGAUGAAAACGCAGACAACACACAAGACGGUGGACAGGAUGUUAGUCUCGAACAGAGCUCUCCCGACGAGAACCCAGAUAUAGAAUCUGUACCGCCUCAAGAUGUACCUGCCCCGGACUCUCGCGUGCGCUCAGAUUCGAGAUCAACGACUGCUACAUUUGCAACACACCGUUCAGUUCCCGUUAGCUCCACUGUCUUCAUUGUAACAGCGCUUGACACCAUUGGCGCAUCCCGAGAAGCCCGGAGAACCAAAGAAUUAGAGGACGCCGUGAAGAGUGCGAUUGCGAAUGUAAAGCAAUCGGAUGGCCAACCCAUAGAUCCGGAAGUUAUCUUUCGCCCUUUACUUCUUGCAACCAAGACUCUUAGUGUCCCUCUGCAAGUAACAGCACUCGAUUGCAUAGGGAAACUUAUCACCUAUUCAUACUUCGCUUUCCCUAGUGCUCAGGACGGCAAUGUCUCCCAAACCGAACCCACGCAAGAGUAUCCACCGCUGAUUGAACGAGCUAUCGAUGCGAUCUGCGACUGUUUCGAAAACGAAGCUACGCCCAUCGAGGUCCAACAACAAAUACUAAAAUCACUCCUUGCGGCAGUUCUGAAUGACAAGAUUGUGGUUCACGGAGCUGGCCUCCUUAAAGCUGUACGCCAGAUAUACAAUAUUUUUAUCUAUUCUAAGUCCAGUCAAAACCAGCAGAUCGCCCAGGGAUCGUUGACUCAGAUGGUCAGCACAGUUUUUGAUCGUGUUCGUGUGAGGCUUGAAUUGAAAGAACUACAUAUGCGCGAUGGCGAAAAGGCACAGGGGUCCUCUUCUGACACUGUAACCCUGGAUCCUACGGAAACCCCUCAAACCAAUGAUGAAGACCAAGCGUCUGACGUCGCCUCUGCUACCGUCCCGGAUCAACCCGUUGCUAAGGAGCCUACCGAGAAGUUGACAUUGCAAAGUUUUGAGUCGAACAAAGACAUUACAUCUUUGAAUGAUAAUGCUCCAACGACAGUUACGCGCGCCAAGGCCCGCCAGACCCCAGUGAGGUCCUUAUCGAUUUCAGGGGAGGAGAGAGAAGACGGUGAAGGCUUAGAUGAUGAUGAAGACGAAGUAUAUGUUAAAGAUGCUUUUCUGGUUUUCCGAGCUCUAUGCAAGCUGAGUCACAAGAUUCUUAGCCACGAACAGCAGCAGGAUUUGAAGUCUCAAAACAUGAGAUCAAAACUGUUGUCUCUGCACCACAUUCACUAUCUAAUCAACACUCACAUUGCCGUUUUCACGUCCCCUCUAUUGACGAUCAAGCAAAGCUCCAACAGCUCGGAUGCUAUGACUCUUCUGCAAGCUGUUCGGCCUCACCUUUGCCUAAGUCUUAGCCGAAACGGCUCCAGCUCGGUGCCCAGAGUUUUCGAGGUGUGCUGUGAAAUUUUCUGGCUUAUGCUCAAGCAUAUGAGAGUGAUGAUGAAAAAAGAACUUGAAGUGUUCUUGAAAGAGAUUUAUUUAGCUAUACUUGAGAAGCGAAAUGCGCCCGCUUUCCAGAAGCAGUAUUUUAUGGAAAUUCUGGAAAGAUUGGCAGACGACCCGCGUGCGUUAGUUGAGAUAUAUCUCAAUUACGACUGCGACAGGACCGCACUGGAGAAUAUCUUCCAAAACAUCAUCGAGCAGCUUUCUCGCUAUGCCAGCGUACCAGUCUCUAUUACCGCAGCCCAGCAGCAUCAAUUCCAGGAGCACCAUGUCAAGAUCUCUCGUUUAGGAAUUGAGUGGCACCAACGCGGUACUUUACCUCCGACUCUCACUACCGCGAAUGUAGCCAACAUUCAACAGGCUAAUCUGCAGGGUGUCCCUUCUGAGUAUACGCUCAAACACCAAUCAGUCGAAUCUCUAGUUGAGAUACUGCAAUCAUUAGACAAUUGGGCCUCUCAGCGUAUGGUAGAUCAGACUGUCACUAAUAUAUCGUCUCAGAAAUCCAUUGACAAUUCGAGAGAGUCAUUGGAUACAAAUGCCGGUGCAUUCCUUUCAUCCCCAAGGGUCGAUGUUGCCGAGGGUGGAACCGGUCGGUCAACACCUGUGGCAGAAGAUGAUCCAAGCCAGAUGGAGAAAGUCAAGCAAAGAAAGAUUGCGCUCAUGAAUGCCGUCCAGCAGUUCAAUUUUAAACCUAAGCGUGGCAUCAAACUAUUCAUACAGGAAGGUUUCAUCAAGUCCGAUCCUGCCGAGAUUGCGUCCUUGUUAUUCCGUAAUGACCGGCUAGACAAGGCUAUGGUAGGAGAAUACCUUGGUGAAGGUGACGCCGAGAACAUUGCUAUCAUGCAUGCGUUUGUUGACAUGAUGGAUUUCGCAAAGCGGCGAUUCGUUGAUGCUCUUCGUGGCUUCCUGCAACAUUUCCGUCUGCCUGGAGAGGCACAGAAGAUUGAUCGUUUCAUGCUCAAGUUUGCAGAGCGCUACACAACCCAAAAUCCAAAUGCUUUCGCAAAUGCUGACACGGCUUACGUUCUUGCGUACUCCGUCAUCUUGCUUAACACAGACCUGCACAGCAGCAAGAUGAAGGGUCGUCGUAUGACGAAAGAGGAGUUCAUAAAAAACAACAGGGGUAUCAACGAUAAUCAGGACUUACCUGAGGAAUAUCUUACGUCUAUUUACGACGAGAUUGCAGGCAAUGAAAUCGUUCUUGAUACAGAAAGAGAACACGCCGCAAACGUUGGAAUGCCCACGGGCACACCUGGAGGGUUGGCAUCAAGGGCUGGACAAGUCUUUGCCACAGUAGGGAGGGACAUCCAAGGCGAAAAGUACGCUCAAGCCUCUGAAGAGAUGGCUAACAAGACCGAGCAACUUUAUCGAAGCUUGAUUCGGGCGCAACGAAAAACGGCAGUCAGGGAGGCUCUCUCGAGGUUUAUUCCUGCUACCUCUGUCCGACACGUUGGUUCUAUGUUCAAUGUCACUUGGAUGUCUUUCCUUUCCGGCCUGUCUGCCCCAAUGCAGGACACCCAGAACCUUGAAAUGAUUAAACUGUGCAUGGAAGGAAUGAAGUUAGCUAUCCGAGUUAGCUGUUCGUUCGACUUGGAGACUCCCAGAGUUGCAUUUGUGACGGCUCUGGCUAAGUUCACGAACUUGGGCAACGUUAGAGAAAUGGUGGCGAAGAAUGUCGAGGCUUUGAAAGCUUUGCUUGAUGUAGCACUUACAGAAGGGAACUACCUCAAAAGCUCUUGGAGAGAGAUUCUCACAUGCGUUAGCCAGCUGGAUCGGCUCCAACUUCUCACUGACGGCGUUGAUGAAGGAUCAUUACCUGAUGUUUCGCGGGCGCGUAUCGUGCCUCAAGCAUCAUCAGAUGGUUCCCGCAAAUCCUUCCAAUCAUCAAGACGGCCACGCCCUCGAUCAAUCAAUGGUCCUACAGCCUUCCGCACCGAAGCUGCAAUGGAAAGCCGGUCUGCUGAGAUGAUUAGGGGUGUAGAUCGAAUCUUCACGAAUACUGCCAAUCUCUCUCAUGAAGCCAUCAUUGACUUCAUCCGGGCACUGAGUGACGUAAGUUGGCAAGAGAUCCAAUCUUCCGGACAAACCGACUCUCCACGUACCUACAGUUUGCAAAAGCUCGUUGAGAUUAGUUACUAUAACAUGACGAGAGUUAGGAUAGAAUGGUCCAAAAUUUGGGAAGUCCUUGGACAGCAUUUCAACCUUGUUGGAUGUCACUCUAAUACAACGGUGGUCUUUUUUGCGCUGGACUCGCUUCGUCAGCUGUCGAUGCGCUUUAUGGAGAUCGAAGAGCUUCCAGGGUUCAAGUUUCAAAAAGAUUUCCUCAAGCCAUUUGAGCAUGUCAUGGCUAAUAGCAACGCGGUAACCGUGAAAGAUAUGAUUCUGCGAUGUCUUAUCCAGAUGAUUCAGGCCCGCGGAGAUAACAUUCGCUCUGGUUGGAAAACGAUGUUUGGCGUCUUUACAGUCGCUGCUCGCGAGCCCUACGAGGGCAUUGUGAAUAUGGCUUUCGAACAUGUUACCCAGAUCUAUAACACACGGUUUGGCGUUGUGAUCACACAGGGUGCUUUCCCCGAUCUGGUCGUAUGUUUGACAGAGUUUUCUAAGAACUCGAAGUUCCAGAAGAAGUCGUUACAGGCUAUCGAAACUUUGAAGUCAACUGUCUCAAAAAUGCUCAGAACGCCUGAAUGUCCUCUUUCGCAUCGUGGCUCAUCGGCUGAAGAAUUCCAUCAUGAUGAAAAUACGAACCUUGCCAAGCAACUUAGCCGCCAAUCUAAGGAGGAACAGUUCUGGUACCCUAUCCUAAUUGCGUUCCAAGACGUGUUAAUGACUGGUGACGACCUUGAAGUUCGCUCACGAGCUUUGACAUACCUUUUCGAAACGCUGAUCAGAUACGGUGGUGAUUACCCUCAAGAGUUCUGGGAUGUUCUCUGGAGACAGCUGCUUUAUCCUAUCUUCGUCGUAUUGCAGUCCAAAUCGGAGAUGUCUAAAGUGCCCAACCAUGAAGAGCUAUCUGUGUGGCUAUCCACUACGAUGAUUCAAGCAUUAAGAAACAUGAUCACCCUUUUCACGCAUUACUUCGACGCGUUAGAAUACAUGCUGGGACGCAUACUGGAGCUCCUUACACUAUGCAUUUGUCAAGAGAACGACACUAUCGCGCGAAUUGGCAGCAACUGUUUACAACAGUUGAUCUUGCAGAAUGUUAUGAAGUUCAAACAGGAGCACUGGGAGAAGGUGGUUGGUGCUUUCGUGGAGCUUUUCAGCAAGACCACUGCCUACGAGUUGUUCACCGCUGCUGCUGCCAUCUCUACAAAGUCUUCCGAAUCGCACAAAUCUACUAACGGGGAAGUCGCAAGCAAUGAAGGAGAUACACACGAGACUGCCGAAACAUCCUCAGCACGGGAAGGUCUUACCGAUUCUUCGAAGACUAACGGACUGCAAAAUGUGGCACAUGAGCAUGAGGAAGGGGACAUGCCUACCGCUGCCAACUCUGAGCUGGAGGACUAUAGACCUCAGGCCGAGGUACAGCAACAGCCAGCUGCGGUCACUGUUGCUCGUCGUCGGUACUUCAACCGCAUCAUAACGAACUGUGUCCUUCAGUUGCUCAUGAUCGAAACUGUUCAUGAACUCUUCUCCAACGACAAGGUUUAUGCGCAGAUUCCGAGCCACGAGCUUCUUCGAUUAAUGGGGCUCCUGAAGAAGAGUUACCAGUUUGCGAAGAAAUUCAACGAGGACAAAGAACUCCGCAUGCAGCUUUGGCGACAAGGAUUCAUGAAGCAGCCGCCGAACCUCCUCAAGCAGGAAAGUGGAAGUGCUGCAACCUACGUCCACAUCCUUUUCCGUAUGUACCAUGAUGAGAGGGAGGAGAGGAGGAAUAGCCGUGCAGAAACAGAGGCUGCACUCAUUCCACUCUGUGCCGAUAUAAUUCGCAGUUUUGUCCUUCUUGACGAAGAUUCACAACAUCGAAAUGUGCUCGCCUGGCGUCCUGUAGUGGUAGACGUGCUGGAAGGGUAUACGAACUUCCCUUCUGAAGGCUUUGACAAGCACAUCCAAACCUUCUACCCGCUAUCUGUUGAUCUCCUCGGUCGCGACUUGAACCCUGAAAUACGCAUUGCGCUUCAAUCAUUACUUCGCAGAAUUGGUGAAGCAAAAUUGGGAAUCCCUGCUUCGCAAGCACCUGUUAGCCCGAGAACCUCCGUCUCCCAUCGUAAAGACAGCACCGGGCGUUGAUUGCUUCUCUCAUUUCCCUUAUCUUUUUUAUUAUUCAUUUAUUUUCCCCCGUGUUUUGGAUAUCCCGCCUACCUGAUUGCUUGUCUUUCACUGGAUGGCGACUGUUGUAGACUUACUUUUCUGUGCUUAACCUUUCUAUGUGAGCCGGAUUUUAUAUAUGUAUGUACC